AAAUAAAUAAUAAAACCAACAUACAUAUGCACCGGGGAAUGCAAGUUAACCGCAAUCGCAUAAAUUAGGAAAAUAAUCGAAAAAUUAAAUCGAAUGUUGCACCGCAUAGUUGUGUAUAAUUUUGCGUUGCCAUAUCAUAAGUGAAUUUCCAUUAAAAAGAUAAAAAAUAAAGAAACACCACACUUGCCACAUAUUAUGAGUGGUUGUGCAUAUAAGAAUGUAUGAUUGUUGAUUGAAAGCCAAAAAAAAAAAAGAAUUCGAACGCAAGAAAUCGCCAAUAAUUCACUCACUCGAGGUGAAUACAGCGUCAUCAGCAGCGCUCAAGUGCACCGCAAGUUAACCUACAACAAAAACAACUGCGAUAAAAACUAGAACUAGUGUUUGCUAUUGUUGUUGUGUUGUUCUUCGCUGUGAGGGUACACGCAUUUCUCACCAUAUUUGGCAUUUCGGCCGAGAUUAUCUCGCACACAUCCUAUUGCAUCGCAUCGCUGCAGUUUUGCUGAUUGUAUGGCAUUACAAUUUUAAAUCAACAACACCUUUCUUUUUUUCGCUUUCAAAAGCCACACAAUGUUAACGCCAUACAUUUCUCAUCGAAGUGCAGCAGCAAGCACUGCGCGCUCGCUAUUUUUAUUGCUGCUUCUCAGUUCAAAUCACAGCUUUGCGAAAUGGGACAAACAAAUGUUAUAUUGGAUAUUGAAGAUAGUCGCGGCGAUUUUAUUGGUCAACAAACCACGCCGCCGGAGUUGCCAAUUUACGGUGAUCCCCACACGGAAAUUGCACUGGAUCUAGUCUUCCCAAAGGGGAAUCCGACAUUCUUGCUGGACGGCAAGAAAUUGCAGCUGCUGCAGCCGCUCGAUCGCGAUGAGGAGAAUCUGAGUCACAUUGUUUUUCAGGUCUCCUGUUCGAUUCACAACGCAACCAACAAGCGACACAGCAUUCCGAUUAUUGUGCGCGUAUCUGAUGUCAACGACAAUGCGCCGCGCUUCAUGAACACACCCUAUGAGGUCACCGUGGCGGAGAGCACUCCCGUUGGCACAACGAUCUUCCGUAACAUUCAAGCGCUGGACAAGGAUGCCGGUGUUAAUGGACUCAUCGAGUAUUUUAUUAUGGAAGGCAACACAAACACAACGGAAGAUGAGACAAUGACAAUUGCCGAUGGUCAUGGUACAUUUGCAAUUUCCUUUCCACAUCAAGGGCAGGUGACUGCCGCUAAACCGCUGGAUUACGAGAAGGUGCAUAAAUCCAUAAGGCCUCCGUAAAUAUUUGGCCGCUGGUGUAACCAGGUGCUAUUAGCACCUCGGCGUUCUUCUGUUUGCCAUCGAGUUCAUUGAGUGCUACGACCAGCGGUUGUUGGGCGAGCAUAAACAGGAAAUUAAAGUUCCUGAUAUAGUGCAGUUGGCUUUUCUAACGGGUAAGUGUAUGUGUAAUUAAAAUCAAAAAGUAUAUUUUCAGAAUCUUCAUUGUUGGUUUCGGUCCAUACGGUUCAUUGAGCGGUGCUGCUAAUUAUGAUGAGAAUAUAGAAUUGAAAUGCCUAGGACGCGAAAAACACUGCACGCGUUACAAAAUUCUUUACGGAUGGCUCAUGCAACACAUUACAAGUAUUUUUUUAGAAUCUCAUACAAUAUCUAUACACGAGUAUAUACCAUAUAUUCAAAUUUAGCUUUUUUAAUUUACUAUAAUCUGUCGAU
Messenger RNA from Zeugodacus cucurbitae (melon fly), 1688 nucleotides. RefSeq names its product cadherin-99C-like. Gene Ontology annotation, cellular component: plasma membrane. Gene Ontology annotation, molecular function: calcium ion binding. Lineage: Eukaryota; Metazoa; Arthropoda; Insecta; Diptera; Tephritidae. The record is from RefSeq and is a predicted model, not a curated record. The transcript has 6 exons. Gene Ontology annotation, biological process: homophilic cell-cell adhesion. The coding region runs from base 666 to 1259 and encodes 197 amino acids.